Anastrepha obliqua is the source of this 3678-nucleotide messenger RNA. RefSeq names its product protein FAM91A1. The transcript is spliced from 3 exons. Lineage: Eukaryota; Metazoa; Arthropoda; Insecta; Diptera; Tephritidae. The record is from RefSeq and is a predicted model, not a curated record. The coding region runs from base 155 to 3154 and encodes 999 amino acids.
AUAUGUCAGCUGUGUAGUGAAAACUUCAAUUUUACAUGGUCUCUUUUUUGGAUUCGCUUCUCUAACAAAAUUUCAUAAAUGCAUAAAAUGUAAAAAUACCGCUACGUUCGUGCGCCACCUGAAAAAACACUAAAAAGCGAUAGAGGAGUGAAAAAUGACGUCGGAGAAGGUCGCUGAAGAUAUUGGAAAUUGCGUUCGUCAAAACAUUCCGUGGGCUGCCGUACCGAUACACCUGAAGCAGGUGCUACACAACAAUCAACGUGACUAUGAAAAAUAUGUUUUCAAUUACAGCCUAAAAAAUCAGUUGCGUUUUCGGGGUAAUCUUACAUCCAAGGUAUUCCGCCAUGAGCAGCGCUACUACGAACUACUUGUGCAGAAAAGCAUCAAUGGUCUGCUACUGUUCCCAUAUCAUCUGGCUGAUAUUAUAACAAAAGGAUUACGCGUAACGCCUUUCAACUAUUAUCUGGAUUUGUUGAGUCAAUUACUACGCAAUGAUAAGUCGUACGACACCCUUCCAAAUUUCACCGCCGCCGAUUGUCUGCGUGUACUGGGCAUAGGACGUAAUGAAUAUUUAUCACUGAUAAGCAAUCUGAAGACGCAUACAACACGUGCGCUGCUCUUUAGUGCCAAACCGAAUCCACUGGAUUUCUUGCCUCGCUUUCCAGUACGUAUACAUAUUGCACCGUGGUGGCGCAUUGAGGUAGGCUAUGUAUUAGAAGCAGACAUUAGAUAUGUAACAACAACGGAACGCAGCCUUAUCGAUGAUCUAAUCGAUUUUGGCUCACAAACUGCAGGAAAAUAUGAUUAUGGCGUGGUACAUAGUCUGUAUCGCAAAGGCCUAAUAUACUUAGAUAUACCCAUAUCAGGCGAGGAUCGCAUCAGAAUACCGCCCCUACGCAACUUCGUAAUGAAUCGUACCAGUGGUGAUUACUUCGAGAAUUUGCUCUAUAAAAUCUUUGUUAGUGCCGAUGAGCACAUGACUAUUUCCGAAUUGGCACAAAUGUUGCAAGUUGAUUUGGAUUCAGUCAAGCAGGCAGUAUCGCUCUUUUGUCGUUUAGGUUUUGCGCGCCGCAAAGACCCCAUUUGCAAUAGCCCGAACGCUGAGACUAAGUACCACACCAGUUGGGAGCAAUAUCAGUUGGAAGAAUCUAUGGCUCGCGAACCGCCACAAAUCACUCCGCUCAACUAUAACAACUUCAUUACAUCAGAGGCAACGGCUGAACGCGCUGAAGCAGCACAAUAUAGUCCAAUUUUGGCACAGCAACAGGAAAAGCAACAGGAUAAGGAUAGCAGUUCUAUUGGAUAUCUCUCAUCUGACGGCAAUACCAGUGAUUUCAGCUUUGCCAAUAUGCCGUCGCCAACACCGCAAGCGAUGCAGAGCGGUGGUGGAGAACACAAUAAUUCCGAGGAGCAAGAUCUUAGCUCUGAAUUGGACGAUUUAAGUGAGAGUACCACAAAGUUAAGCAUCAAAGAAGUAUCCACAACUGCUAAAGAAGGCAAGAUUUCUACUGUGGCGGAAAAAACAGGAAAACGUGUUGGAUUUCUUUUCGAUUCAACGCUAACUGCCUUCCUGAUGAUGGGCAAUUUAUCACCCGGCUUGAAAAAUCAUGCAGUCACUAUGUUUGAAGUGGGAAAAUUGUCUGAGGAAAGCAUGGACUCAUUUCUGGCGGAGUUGGAAAAAGUUUCGCUUUUAGAUGCCGAGGGUGAGGGAGACGUUUCGCGUUAUUUUGCGCACGCCGUUAUUUUACGGUCAACUAUUUGUUCGCUUCGCCAUCUGUUGCCCGGAGGCUUGGAUCUACUACGAUUAGAAUGUUUGGAGUGCUUGGAUCAGAAAACGCGCGAUCGAGUGCUCGAAAAGAAAUACAAAUUCAUUAUAUCUGCUACUCCCUUGACUGCCUCACUUUCACAUGUUUUCAGCAUUCCAUUUUUCGGGCAAUUCUACAGAAGCUCCGAUAGUUCGCAUAUGUGGAUAAAACUAUUCUACAAUCAUAUAACAGGCUACGGGCCACCUAGUCUCUUCCUUUGUCGCGGCACUGUACUUAAAACACUUCCACGCAUUUUCCUUGGCUACGGGAAGUUGCUUGUGAAUAUUCUACAUUCCGAUUCAUAUGUCUUGAACUCCGAGAAUUUCCGCAAUCUCAACGAUCAGUUGAAGAAUGGCUGCAUUUUGGUGCAGGGUUAUGGCAUCCGCCAGCCUGGCCAACUGCGGUACGAAGCAUUCCCAUUCAAUCGAAAAGAUCCUCGCCAACUGGAAUGGGCCAAUCACAAAGCCGUGCAACAGCUGGCACGUCAAAUGGAUUUGGUGCACAAUUGUGGUUUUAUAACAUUCCUAAAUACAGGUGUACCCGACAUUGGGUGUGAGUCUUUUGAGUUGCAAGUACACCUUAGACACCCCAAAAGCAAAGUAAAACCAACGAUUGAACCAACAGGUGGAGACGUAGAAACCAGUUGCUCAAAGGAAAUUGUGCCAAAUGCGGUUAGCCAAGCAACUGCCCCUAUACAAGUGUCAACUGUCGCCCAACCACAAGAUCUAUUAUCGCCAGGCGAUGGCUCCGAAGUUACGAGUUUUGCACGUCUGAGUGCUUCGCCACUCAAUACCAGACAAUUGAAGAGUCCUGAUGAAAACUAUUUUGCGGUUAGUCCACAAAAUGGUUCACCUUCAAACGUAUUCACUUCAGCGGACUGUAACGAAUUGCUGGCAUCGGAGUUGGCCAAAUGUGAUGCUGAUUCAGCUGCACAGAAUAACAAAACCGAAUUGGUAUCACAAAGUUCUGUGGAAAUACCAAUCAGUAUUGUAGCAAACAAUGCGCAAGCCAACUCCAUUUUGGAUAGUCCAGAUACUUCGAGCGAAGAGACAACCACCGAGGAGUGGACUUUGUUAGACGUCAAUUUCGGUGUGCCACUAUUCGAUGUCGAUUGUAAUACGCGCAUAUGUGAACAAAUUGUGCGUAAGCUGCAUCGAAACGAGAAUCUGCAGACUCUGCCCACUAAAGCGUCGCACAUGAAUGAAAUAUUCAUGAAUUUCGUCAAGCAGUGCAUGUAUUUCGAAGAUGAACCGAACAUCGAACAAUUGAAGAUUGGUAGACUUUUACCAUAUCCACGCAUCAAUUUGGCGUUCGAAAAUGGGCGAGUCUGCUAUUGGAGUGGCAGAUAAACGCUUGUAUCUUACGAAAUGUAUAGAUAAAAGCUAAUAUACGUAGAUAAAAAGCAAGUAAAAAAGCAAGACCACAUAAAGUGUAUACAAAUUUUAAACGCUUGCUUGAGGAAUAUACCCCUACGCGUAUACAUAUGAAUCUUGGAGUUCCAUGUGUAAUGCAAUAUUGAAUUUUUUUGUUGUAUUUUAUAUAUUGUUACACGGCUUCUGUCCAUUCCGUUUUUUUUUUAAAUAUGUACCUAUGUAUGUAGGUAUGUGUACUUUUUCCCUUAUCUAAUCUGCAAUGACAGAUUUGUACAUUUAAUUUGCAGCAUACAUAUGCAUAUUCAUACUUUGUUUUUGUUUACGUUUUGAAUGAUUAGAACUUUUAGCUGGGCAUAUUUAAAAUAAGCGAACAGCCAUAAACAAGUAAAAUAUGUAAAAUCUGCAAUCUCUUUUAUUUUUAAAUUACAGAAAAUAAACUUAUAAAAGAUGAAAUAAAUAACAUAAUUUUCUCAUACACUGUAUUACUUAUACAUGCAUAG